AUGAAGAGCAAAUCACGUUAUUUAACGCCACAACACACUAAAAGGCUCAGGCGGAGUUCCAACUGUAGCGCAACAUUUUUAGAAAAUCACAUGCUGAAGUUUGGAUUAAAUCGAUUAAACUAUGCCGUAUCUUCUGGCCUUGUCAAAAGUCAAAAAAGAAGCAUAUACACAAGGCUACCUUUAAAAUGGUCUACUUCACAUAUUACAUGCAUGUCAAUAUACUAUUUCUCCCUUAUCUUAUACCUAGACAGAGAAGAUCAAGUUCCGAGAAACACAGAUGUGCUAGUUAUCGGUGGAGGUAUCAUGGGUUGGGCAACAGCUUUUUGGCUCCGACGUGAUUCAAAGUUUUCUGUCACUGUUGUUGAAAAGGAUCCUACAUAUAGUCAGUCAGCCACAGUUCUUGGACUAGGAUCUAUACGACAACAAUUUUCAGAACCAGAAAAUAUACAGAUGUCAUUGUUCUCAAUCGGGUUUUUGAGAAAUGUCUCAAAUUAUCUAUCGGUGGAAGAUCCAACAGAAAGCAUAGAUAUUGGUUUCAAUCCUCAAGGUUGUUUAAUGUUAGCAAAUGCUGAGAAUGUGGAUUUGUUAAAAGAGAAUUAUUUAUUACAGAUUGAUCUAGGAGCAAAAGUUGAACUGCUAACUAAAGACGAUCUGUCUGCGCGUUGGCCAUGGAUGAAUGUUGACGAUAUUGAAAUGGGUUGCUACGGUUAUGAAAAUGAAGGAUGGUUUGAUCCUUUUCUUUUACUGAAGGCAUUGAAAAUAAAAUGUCAUUUCAUGGGAGUAAACUAUGUUGUUGGAGAAGUGGCUGACUUCCAUGCUAGUCCAUUCAUUAUGGUAUCUUCUUCUGGUGGGGAGUCACAGAGACCUCCAGUAUCAUGUAAACCUUUACGUUCUGCUACAAUUUCCCUUCCCAACCAAAUGAAUAUUUCUAUUAGUUUUAAUUCAGUAGUAAAUGCAGCAGGUCCAUGGGCAGCACAUGUGGCUGAAUUGGCUGAAAUUGGCAGCGAAAAUCUUCCUUUACGGUUACCAGUUGAGCCAAGAUAUCGUCAAAUUUUCGUUGUGCGACCUAAAAAUACACUUAGUCAUAUAGAAAGUCAUUAUCCAUUACCUGGUUUGGAUAUGCCAUUUAUGAUAGAUCAUAAUCGUUUAUUUAUUGAACGUCGUGAUCUUUCCGGGGAAUUUAUUGUUUAUUCUGAUAAUCCUAAAUUUGAUUCUCUUAAUAAUAAUUGUAAUAAACAAAAUUCGGUGAACCAUGAAUUUUUCCAUGAAUAUAUUCAACCGUUAUUGUGUAAACGUAUACCAGGAUUUAAAGAUGCUGAAGUAACUUCAGGUUGGAUAUCCAUAUGUGAUUAUAAUACAUGGGAUCAAAAUUUAAUUAUUGGUUCUCAUCCAUUACAUACUAACAUGUAUUUUUGCAAUGGUUCAAGUGGUCAUGGUACACAGCAUGCUAUAGCAAUUGGAAAAUCAAUUUCUGAAUUGAUUGCCUUUCAACAAUAUAAAACAUUCGAUCUACCUUCGGUUGAUCUUACAAACAGAAGAAUUAACAUAAAGCCAAGAAAAAAUUUAUAACCAGAACUCCACUACUAUUUUGAGCAGUUUUCAAGUAAUAUGUUUUUUGAAGUGAUCAUAAUAAUGACUGAUGCAACUUAUUAUCAAAUGAAAUUAUUACUAAAUUCCGAUUUAUCAACUGAAAUGAAAUCAAGAUGUGUGCUUUUAUCAAUAAGAAGUAAUUUCAACCAAGUCUACGAUAAGAUUUAUCUCGAAAUAAAGCCAACCUUUUGGGAAGUAAUGAACAGCUAGUGAAUUCAAAGUUAAUUGAUAAAAGAGUAAGUAGACUUCAUAUCCCCUGUCGUCGUUACUUCAACCACGUAAGUAGUAGACAGUAUCAGUGAGCAAUAAACUGCAUUAUUCCUGUCGGUACAAUUACGUGGAAUAACUUGUUAUGGCUAAUAUGAUUUAGUAAUUCUUUAUUCUUAUGUUUACUUUGUAGAGUCUAGUGCUGCUACAUAAUUCAUCCAACUUUCGGACUAAGACCUACAGCAAACUAAUGGGUCAUUUUUGCAUUCAUAGGAAUUGUAUUCUUUUCGUAGUGAAUUGUGACCUUCAGCAAAUAUACGUCUUGUGUUCAUUUCCUUGUGAUUCUGCCCUUAUGCGCUCUGUGUGUUUGUCUGUCACUCACCAUUUACCCAAUGCCUGUCCCUUUGUCACACUACACAUUGUCUGUUUUGAAAUGUAUUAAUGCUUGUCUAUCUGAGUAAACGGAUGCCUGCGGCAAACUAAUCCAACUCAAUCCGUAUUUGGCUUUUAUUACCACUAUAGCUCGAACAGGUUUAGCCUAAGUGUAGUAUACGGAACACGACAGAUAGAUAUUCAUUCCUUCAGGCCAUUAGAACUUGCUGUAUGUCUCUAACAUGUUUCCACUUUACGUAAAAGUCUCUAGGUCAACUCAAUUUAAAUAUUUAACAAGACUUCUUGUAAUGUUUAAGACCAUUGAAUAAUAUCAAACGUCAUACAUCGAAAUCUCGAAUGCCUGUUGCUAGUUAAAAGUAUGACCCACAUAAAUCAUGUAAUAUUUUUUGGACACGUCCUAUUGUGGGACUCCUCAGCUAUACACAUCCACAACCUCGCCCCCUGCGAGAUUCGAACCCAGAACCUACUUGUUCCGCGCGCGAUCACUUAACCACUAGGCCACUGAGCCGGUUGGAUGGAGAACGCUGGUGAGUGGCCUAUGCUCCUUCACGAGGAGUAACAGGCGUAAGUAAUUUUUGGAAUUUGAAGUAAAUUUAACUGAUAGAAGUUUGUUAGAGUACACACUAUAUUGUCUUUUGAAUAGUAGAUCAGCCACUUAUAUGAAGUUUUUAAAACUGUAUAAUUAGAUUCAAAUGUAGAAGUAAAUUAUCUUCCUCCUAAUUCUAAAAGAGCUUUAGAAAUUAUUAUUCCUAUAAAAAUUAGAUUUUCUCCAGACUUUCAUUUUUCUACCAAACUUGAUGCAUUAUUUAUUUAUUUAGUCUACAACUUAAGGGUUUCUGAUUAUUAAUUUGGAUAAAACUUAGUACUGGUUUACUUGAUAAUAUCACUUUUGACCAGUAAAUCCCUACUUGCAUCAUAAUCAGACAUGAGACCUUGUGUGGCUAAAGUAAUUUAUCACAGAUAAAUAAAAUAUCAUACGCCUUAAAACUUUUUAAAUUGCCGAUUAUAAACCUAGUUUUCAUACUCAUAGUUGUUUAUUUCUACUCAAUACCAUAAUUUGCUGUUCUGUUACUAUCGAAUUACAUAAAUACUACGAAAACUUUAGAGAGAGGGAAAAACGUCUUUCAACAGCAGUCUAAAGUCUGAGAAAGCGAAGUAGAUCCUAUAGCAUUUUCUAUCAUAGGAUAUGCCACACUAAAAUAUGAUAUUUCCUUUUGGCCAUCAUAAACACUUUCCAGAAUACCAUACAUAAACAACUAAAGUAAUUUCAUGACUUGAAGCAUGACAAAACAUAAUAUCUGCUCAUAAAUACAUCACGUGACGAUUGAUCUGAAUUAGAUCAAAUCGGUAUUCAAAUCAACAGUUAAUUCCGAUCAGUAAUAUGGACAAUUAAUAUCCAUUAAAUAAAUACUUCUGCAUAUCAGCUUUUGACUGAGUAACGACUCAAGAUAUGGGUGUUGAGAUUUGACCUUACAAGCAUGCUAAUAUAUCAAACAGAUAUACCAUGUAACACGGAAGACGUCUUUUAGAGGCCUUAAUCAAUCAACAUCGACAUUCAACCAGAAACGAUAUCGAGGCAGUUUUACAACUGAUGAAAUGGAUCUAAUACUAAUUUGUCGUUUUCUGACGUAUUUUAAUGGAUGGAACUAGAAAAGAAGGCCCAGGACAGAGUGAGUUGGAGAAUACUGGUCGGCGACCUAUGCUCCAUUAGGAGUAACAGGCGUAAGUAAGUAAGAUGUAUUUUAAAUCCAACAUUUUGUUUUCUUCUAACUAACUACAGGGACUACAUAUCCAGCACGAAAACCCGAUAUCUGCAUAAAGAAUUCCAUCGUUUUUAUAUUUACACAUUUACUUUAUUUAUUGUGUUCAAAAUUAAAUUACUGUGAAACAAAUUAAUGAGUGUAUAAACUCACAAAUGUCUUCUUAUGUUUUUGGUUUUUCAGCUUUCUUAGGAAGAAGUACAGCCUGAAUAUUUGGUAGAACUCCACCUUGUGCUAUUGUAACUCCACCCAAUAAUUUGUUUAAUUCUUCAUCAUUUCUUAUAGCUAAUUGUAGAUGACGAGGAAUUAUACGUGUCUUCUU
Messenger RNA from Schistosoma curassoni, 4272 nucleotides. The record is from the annotation of a GenBank genome assembly. NCBI's taxonomy places the organism in Eukaryota, Metazoa, Platyhelminthes, Trematoda, Strigeidida, Schistosomatidae.